Cooperia oncophora is the source of this 1017-nucleotide messenger RNA. NCBI's taxonomy places the organism in Eukaryota, Metazoa, Nematoda, Chromadorea, Rhabditida, Trichostrongylidae. The record is from the annotation of a GenBank genome assembly.
AUGGCAAAGGAGCUGUCGCAAUUCAAUCGAGUGAAAUUCAUUGCAUACAGAACGGCAAUGAAACUUCGGGCGCUUCAAAAGCGACUUUGCCUCGAUCUUGUCGACAUUCCGAUGUUGGAAAAAUGCUUCUCUCGUCUUGCUGGGUUGUCGAAUGAAGAGUUGCCUGGUCUAGAAGGCAUGGUCACCAGCAUUCUGCCGUUGUUCGAACAACUCAACGCAAAACACCCUCAAAUGGUCCGAAGUGUCGCUUUAGCGGUCGAUCUGGUCCCGAGAUGGAAUCCAUAUCGUAGUGCUUUCAUUCAAAACGGCACUGGAUAUGUAUGUCCAGCAGCUCCAUUGAAGACAAUCAUCUUCGAUCUGGUUGCUCAAGAUGGUCUGGCUGAUCAGAAGCACAUCGCUCUUCUGCUCUAUGACCUUAUCCAGAUUCCGCGACUAGUCGGCGAAGCGGCCGCAUUCGGUGGCUCGAACGUCGAGCCAUCGGUGCGUUCAUGCUUCGAGACGGUGCGUCUGGCGCCGACGAUCGCUGUGACGCCGUUCCUGGAAUGGUUGAAACAGGAACCGCAAAGCAUUGUGUGGUUACCGGUAAUGCACCGGUUGGCAACUGCUGAAUUCGCCAAACACCAGGCGAAAUGUAACGUGUGCAAAAUGUUCCCGAUCAUCGGUCUACGAUAUCGAUGUCUGCGUUGCUUCAACUUGGACCUGUGCCAGAACUGCUUCUUCAGCCAACGAACAGCGAAGAAACAUAAACUGAAACAUCCAAUGCAGGAAUACGCUGUGCCGACAACUUCCUCUGAGGACGCUCGAGAUUUUGCUCGAAUGGUUCGAAAUAAGUUCUCGCGAAGUAAGAGCAGUCUCGGAUACUUACCAGUAGAUGUCGGCGAUGAAGGCCGUCCAUUGACAAUCGCUCCACCGGCCGUUCGAAAUCCUGCCACCGAGGCGUUACAUCAACGAUCGGCUGCGAUUGCUCAUCGUCUCGCUGAACUCACCGUUUCGGGCGCGAGCCAGCCGAACCGUUAG